Molecule: messenger RNA, 2896 nt
Organism: Glycine soja
Lineage: Eukaryota; Viridiplantae; Streptophyta; Magnoliopsida; Fabales; Fabaceae
Product: regulatory protein NPR3-like
Exons: 4
Coding region: 887-2659 (590 amino acids)
Biological process (GO): systemic acquired resistance, salicylic acid mediated signaling pathway; defense response to bacterium; defense response to fungus
Cellular component (GO): nucleus
Molecular function (GO): protein binding
Source: RefSeq, a predicted model, not a curated record
AACACAAAAACAGAACCCUUUCUUUCUUUCUUUUAAGCACCUACGCGAACAGUGUCUUCUUUUCUCUCUCUUCUUUGUUUGUUUCUCAACGAAAGGCGAAAUUUCGGGGAUGGUGUGUCCUUGACCUUCACAGCCGCGUGACGUUAUCAUUGCCUCUAUCCAUCUCUGCUUCUUUCUUUCUUUCUUUCUCUGCUAUGCUAUUGCUGCUAACACCCCUUUGGAACCUUCCCUGUUUAUGAUGCUUUGACUUCUUCCUAAAUUCUGUCCCACGUUGAUUGAUUCUCUUUCUCUCUCUCUGGGUUCUCUGGCAUCAAAGUUCGUACCUUUUGUGGUUUGGAUGGAUCUGAUGCCAGUUUGGUUUUCUGGGGUGUCUGUGUUCCUUAACCCACUUUCCUCCUUUUUAGGAUACUCGUCUAAUUGAAUUUUUUUUUCCUUUUUUGCUCAAGUUAUUUUCUGAUUUUGGUUCUUCAGUUUGCUUAUGCUGUUUUGGUGGCUUUGGAAGUUUGAACAAGGGGGUUCUUAGAUCCUUUUGCACUUUUCCCUUGCUGAAAUUUUUCAGACAUAUCAAAUAUUUGCGUUUAUUUUUUUCCAUAUGAGCAUAGCUCUUGAAAUAGAGAAAGUCUCUUUAGCUUAUUUUUUUUUUAUUUUUGUUUUGUUUUAAGGAAACUUGUGAGGGGUUGGAUCAGAUGUCAUGUGUCUUGUGAGUUUUGCUCCAUGAAAUUUGUAGUUAACACAUAUACAUAUCAGUGUUUAUCGUAUACACGGUGUCUAUAGUUUCAUUUUUUAUAGGUUUCUUUGGGUUUUCGGUCUGUGCUGGGAAAUUCAUGGUUUUUUUAUAUCAGAAGAUAUGUUCUAGGUUCACUUUGGCUCUCAAGUUGUUGAUAAAAUGGCUUAUUCAGCCGAACCCUCAUCAUCUUUGAGCUUUACCUCAUCUUCCCAUCUAUCAAAUGGGUCGGUUAGUCACAACAUAUGCUCUUCUUAUGGCUCUGACCCUGGACCUAACCUUGAGGCUCUCAGUUUGAGUAAGCUUAGCUCCAAUUUUGAGCAGCUUUUGAUUGAAACUGAUUGUGAUUAUAGUGAUGCUGACAUCGUUGUGGAGGGAAUUUCGGUUAGUGUUCAUCGAUGUAUUCUGGCCUCUAGGAGUAAGUUUUUCCAUGAAUUAUUCAAGAGAGAGAAGGGUUCAUCAGAAAAAGAAGGGAAAUUGAAGUAUAACAUGAGUGAUUUGUUGCCUUAUGGCAAGGUUGGAUAUGAAGCCUUCCUCAUAUUCCUUGGCUAUGUAUAUACUGGUAAACUCAAGCCCUCUCCAAUGGAAGUGUCUACUUGUGUUGACAGUGUGUGUGCCCAUGAUGCUUGUAGACCUGCCAUUAACUUUGCUGUGGAGUUGAUGUAUGCCUCUUACAUUUUUCAAAUACCAGAGUUUGUAUCACUUUUCCAGAGACGUCUACUUAACUUUAUAGGGAAGGCUCUUGUGGAAGAUGUCAUCCCAAUCCUCACUGUUGCUUUCCAUUGUCAAUUGAGUCAACUUGUCAAUCAAUGCAUUGAUAGGGUGGCCAGAUCAGACCUUGACCAGAUUUCAAUUGACCAAGAGCUUCCAAAUGAACUCUCACAAAAAGUUAAAUUGCUCCGCCGCAACCCUCAGCGAGAUGUUGAAAACGAUGCUUCUAUAGUGGAUGCUUUGUCUCUAAAAAGAAUCACUAGAAUACACAAGGCAUUGGAUUCAGAUGAUGUUGAGCUUGUUAAACUUCUUUUAAAUGAAUCAGACAUUACUUUAGAUGAAGCCAAUGCUCUCCAUUAUGCUGCAGCCUACUGUGAUCCCAAGGUUGUUUCUGAGGUACUUGGUUUGGGACUCGCUAAUGUCAAUCUUCGAAAUUCUAGGGGGUACACAGUGCUUCACAUUGCUGCCAUGCGUAAAGAGCCUUCCAUUAUAGUAUCCCUACUUACGAAAGGGGCUUGUGCAUCAGAUUUGACUUUUGAUGGUCAGAGUGCUGUUAGUAUUUGUAGGAGGUUGACAAGGCCAAAGGAUUAUCAUGCAAAAACAGAGCAGGGGAAAGAAACAAACAAAGAUCGGAUAUGCAUCGAUGUUCUUGAAAGAGAAAUGUGGAGGAAUCCAUUGGCUGGGGAUGCCUGUAUGUCUUCCCAUACCAUGGCUGAUGAUCUCCACAUGAAACUACUAUACCUUGAGAACAGAGUGGCAUUUGCAAGACUUUUCUUCCCUUCAGAAGCCAAACUAGCCAUGGACAUUGCACAUGCUGAGACAACAUCUGAGUUUGCUGGUCUUUCUGCAUCAAACUCAAAAGGUUCAAAUGGAAACUUAAGGGAGGUUGAUCUCAAUGAAACUCCUAUAGUUCAAAGUAAAAGACUUUUUUCUAGAAUGGAAGCCCUUAUGAAAACAGUGGAGAUGGGGCGGCGCUACUUCCCGCAUUGCUCGGAAGUGUUGGAUAAGUUCAUGGAGGAUGACUUGCCUGACUUGUUUUACCUUGAAAAGGGUACUAAUGAAGAGCAGAGAAUCAAAAGGACACGUUUCAUGGAGCUUAAAGAUGACGUCCACAAGGCUUUCAACAUGGACAAGGCCGAGUUUAGCCGCUCUGGGAUUUCAUCUUCAUCAUCCUCAUCAUCCCUCAGAGAUUCUGUUGUACAUUACAAGGCUAGGAAAGUGUAAUAAUAAAAGCAUACAUAGCGUUUUUUAUUUUGACAUACAUAUUAUAUAUAGUGCAAAUUUGAAAGGUGAAGCCUACCAACUCAUCUGUAAAAUUGUGAAAGCAGGAAAGUUGAUGUUAUAGUACCUUUUGUAAUCAACUUGCUCAUGUAUUUUGAAAAUAUUUUCAUAUGUUUGGUGGAGAAAUUUACGGCAUUUUUUUUGAAGAUAAAUAUAUAGUAUCUACCUUUAAUCUCCAAA